Molecule: messenger RNA, 4906 nt
Organism: Branchiostoma belcheri (Belcher's lancelet)
Lineage: Eukaryota; Metazoa; Chordata; Leptocardii; Amphioxiformes; Branchiostomatidae
Product: NFX1-type zinc finger-containing protein 1-like
Exons: 5
Coding region: 1-4296 (1431 amino acids)
Biological process (GO): regulatory ncRNA-mediated heterochromatin formation
Cellular component (GO): nuclear RNA-directed RNA polymerase complex
Molecular function (GO): helicase activity
Source: RefSeq, a predicted model, not a curated record
AUGGAAGGUGACAGCGGCUCCAGCUUCAGCUACAGCUACAGGGGGAGGCCUGGGCGUGGACGAGGCGACUUUGGUAGGAGGGAUGGUCAGCGUGGUGGAAGAAGGGAACAUGCCACCCGACGGGAGACGCCUCCGGACGAUUUCAGGGAACUGUCGGUCAUCCCCACUUUCUAUGACAUCCACACUGACAAGGACCCGUUUCUUCGCCCCAACAUCGUCCGUGGCCGCUACCCUGACGUGGACACGUAUCUGGACGUCCAGUUCAGGCUGCUGCGAGAAGACUUCGUACGGCCGCUCCGAGAGGGUAUUACUGAUUUCCUAAACAUGCGUAGACGUGGUUCGGGACGUCAGGCAGGCACGCCGCAAGACAUCUAUGUCUACUAUGACGUCCAUGUUGCCUACCCGACGUACGCUCAUAACGGUAUCGUCUACAGGAUACAGUUCGAUAGUAGCAGACCUGAGCUCCAACGGGUGAGGUGGCAACAGUCAAAACGGUUGAUCUACGGAUCCCUCGUCUGCCUCUCCAGUGACGAGUUUCAGACCAUGUUCUUCGCGACGGUCGCAAAUCGAGACCUAAAACAGCUUGGACAGGGUUGGGUGGAAGUUCGAUUCGAAGGUGAUACGUCGGAAGUGUUAGACAUCAGCCCAAUGGAGACGUUCAUCAUGGUUGAGUCAACCGCCUUCUUUGAAUCCUACAGACACGUCCUGAAAGGUCUUCAAGAGGUUGACCAGAACACAAUGCCGUUCCUCAAGUACAUCGUGGACUGUGACUGCGCUAACGGCGUCGACCCACCAGCCUAUCUUCGGGGUGUCACAUACGACCUAUCAGUUGUUGCUGAAAACGUGCAUGGCAGUCGUACUCGUUCAGUUCGUUCAGUUCCCGUCCUUCGGGACAACAUGUGGCCAUCAGCGGAAGAUUUGAAUUUUGACGAGUCCCAGUACCGCGCCUUCAAGUUGGGACUGACUAAAGAAUUCGCCAUCAUACAAGGUCCGCCAGGAACUGGGAAGACCUACAUUGGGCUCAAGAUCAUCGAAGUUCUGCUGAAAAACAGUCAUAAGUGGCGAGGAGUCCAAAGAGGUCUAGAAGCGGCUGGGCCCAUCCUUGUGGUCUGUUACACAAAUCAUGCCCUUGACCAAUUUCUUGAAGGAAUAGCAGAUUCCUACCACAAAGGCAUCGUAAGAGUUGGAGGGCAAAGCAAGAGUGAGAAGCUAAAGCAGUUUAAUCUCAAAAACAUCAGGAACAAGAGACGCCAGAAGAAAAAGCACAAGGGAGCUGCCGAUGCAACACGAAAAAUGAAACGUCUUCAGGAGCAGAUGGAUGUCUAUCUGGAUCAGUUGACGGCAACGCAAAAUGGACUCCUUCAUGAAGACACCCUGAUGUUGGACCAACGUCACAGGGACAGUUUGAUGCAGGGAUCGGCCAAGCAAAACGAGGACAGGUGGAUGCUAGGUGGAAAGAAAAGGGAAUCUGUAAUAGUGGACUGGCUAGGUCUUGGAGAGCAAGCCCUGCCCGGAGCAGACAGGCAGAACCAUGAUGCCCAAGCAGAGGACGAGGAGGAAGUUGGGAUAGAAAUCAUGGACAUCCCAGAAGAACAGCGACUCCUCGACGACGUCGAACCGCUGUACGGUCGUGGAAACAGCAGACAACACAGAAGGAACUACAACAGCGUGGUAGACCUGGCCCUAGACCUCGAGAAUAUGCAGAUCAAAGACCGUCGGGCUGGGGAUCCCGAAGGAUGGCAGGUUCAAUCCAAUAAGAAGAAAAGGAGAAAUGAGCUACGGCGUGAACUCAGUAAGACGGAGAUGAUGACCCAAGAAGAAGUUCGAAACGUCCCAAACAUCUGGAAGCUGCAACUGAACGAUCGAUGGCGCCUCUAUCGUUACUGGUUAGCCAAGUACCACGCGCAUCACAGGCAGUUUAUACGAAAGUAUGUAGACCAAUACGAGGAAGUUGCCCGUCGACUUGAAGGGUACAGAAAUGAGGAAGAUCGAAGGAUUAUGGAAGAAGCAUGUGUCGUCGGAAUGACCACUACUGGUGCGGCCAAAUACCACUCGAUCCUGCAAGACAUUCAACCUGCCAUUGUCAUUGUAGAGGAGGCAGCAGAAGUUCUGGAGGCCCACAUCGUUACAACGCUGUCUCAACACUGCCAACACCUCAUACUCAUCGGGGAUCACCAACAGCUCCGUCCCAAGCCAACUGUUUACGACCUGGAGACGAACUACAACAUGGGUAUCUCCCUAUUCGAACGUAUGAUAAUGAAUGGCAUGCAGUGUCAGCGGCUUCAGUCUCAGCAUCGCAUGCGGCCAGAGUUCGCACGGCUCCUGACGCCGCACAUCUACGAGUCGCUGGACAACCACGAAUCCGUGCUCAACUUCGACAACAUCAAGGGCGUCUCGUCCAACAUGUUCUUUGUGAAUCACACCCACAGGGAGGAACAGAAGAGAGACACGAAGAGCCGGUCCAAUAUGCACGAGGCGGAAUUCAUGGCCGCUUUCUGUCGCUACCUGCUGCAGCAAGGAUACAGCCCGUCCCAAAUCACCAUCCUCACCACCUACACGGGCCAACUACAGAACUUCAAGAAGGCCAUGCCGCGGCAGGUCUUUGAUGGUGUGCGCGUCUCCACCGUGGACAGCUUUCAGGGAGAGGAAAGUGACAUCAUCCUGUUGUCAUUGGUGCGGAGCAAUGACGAGGGCAACGUGGGAUUUCUCAAGGUAGACAACCGUGUUUGCGUUGCUCUCUCAAGAGCGAAGAAGGGUUUCUUCACUAUAGGCAACUUGAUGAUGUUGGCAAAGGCGAGCACAUUAUGGAUCAAGAUCAUCCAGGAACUUCUACAGCAAAAGAGUGUGGGUGAAAGUCUAACGCUGAGCUGCCAAAAUCACCCAGACAGCGAGAUUCUCGUGUCAACCAGCGACGACUUUGAGAAAGCACCGAACGGAGGAUGCAUGCGGCCGUGUACCUUCAGGUUACAGUGUGGCCAUGUCUGUGAAAUGCGCUGCCACCCGACUGAUCCGGAUCAUGAAGAGUACAAGUGCCAAAAGCCCUGUGACAAAGUCAUUUGUGACCUCGGACACAGAUGUCAGAGGCUUUGCAGUCAGCCUUGCGGUAAAUGUCAAGUAUUGGUCGACAAGACAUUUCCCAGAUGUCCACACAAGCAGACGAUCCCGUGCUACAAAAAAGACGACGACGACCUUGUCUGCAACGCCCCGUGCACUCGACUGUUUAAAUGCGGCCACCGUUGUGCUGGUACAUGUGAUAGUUGCAGGCAAAGGAGAAUGCACGAGCCCUGUAGGGAACCGUGCAAUCGUGUGCUUGUCUGCUCCCACCAAUGCUCGGCACCAUGCGGGGAGCCAUGUGCACCUUGCCAGAUGCCAUGCGAGUGGAGAUGUAGACAUUAUCAAUGUGAAAUGCCGUGUGGUGAGCCCUGCGACCGUCCUCGGUGUAAUCGACCCUGCCGGAAGACCCGACGUUGUGGCAAGUGUAAGAAAGCCCGGCCAUGCAUCGGUAUGUGCGGGGAGCCAUGCCCGGACAAGUGCCGAAUUUGUGAUCGUGAAGAGUUGACAGAAAUCAUCUUCGGCAUCGAGGAUGAGCCCGACGCCCGAUUCUUGCAGCUGCAGGAUUGCGGUCACGUGAUAGAGGUUCGUGGACUGGACCAGUGGAUGGACAUCACCGACAGAAACAUCCGACUCAAAACCUGCCCGAAAUGCAAGACGCCAAUACGACACAACCUGCGCUACGGGAACACCAUCAAGAAGACGAUGGAGAAGAUCAAGAAGGUACAGAACGUUCCAAAUACACAGAGAGAAACCCCUACAAACAGGUUGUUGGAUAAGAACAGAUCUAGAGGUGUCGACCAGCGAGAGUAUCGACGCGCACAGUCCGCGGCUAGUUUUUGGCAUGACCAGCAAGUGGAAAGUCGUCUGUCUUCACCACCAGACCACCAAGGGACCAUGAAGAAAAUGGUGAGACGUAAGGAAGACAAGGGGGAAGAAAACGAGCGCAAAAUCACGGAAUUGCAACGGGAUAUCGAUGAUCUGGAGAAGUGGCUGCUUCAGCAUGGGACGGCCGAUGUGAGUAAACAGGAGAGGCAGAAGUUUGGGGGAGAGUUGACCCGACUGAAAUAUCUCCUGAAGCUCCGCAUCCUACAGAGGCGAAUCCGGAAGAAUGGAAUCAGCCUGGACGAACUGGAACAGAAGUACCUUGCCAUGGCGGAGCGCAGGCUGACCGCGGGCGAACCUCUCACGGAGCAGAAGGAGGAAUUUAUAAAGCAUGUUCUAUCAAGACUAUCAUGGUGCUGACCAUGGAAGUCUCUGCACUGGAUAGUGCCGUAUGUAGCAAUGUCAUGAUGAUAUUUUGUAUUAUUUUUUUAUGCUCAAAUGUGACAUGGUACUAAUAUUUGAUAAUAUGACUUCCAAAUCUUGACGCCUUCUUUCUAUAUUUUGUGUAUAUUUGAUACUAGAAGCAUUAUUGCAAAUGAGACUUUAUUUCAUGCAUGUAAAGUUGUAAACCCACCUUAUUCAACUGUUGUCGACAUAAGUGCCGGUACUACGGUGGCUACUACCUUAUAUUCUGUUUGUGUACAUAGGCGGGAAGUGGUCUUCUCUUCGGAGCGUGCGAAGAAGAGAAUGACUAAUUUGUUUGUGUCGUUUGAAAUAGUAUGGUUUAUCAACUUUUGUGGUUUAUCGAACUAUUUGGAAUAGUUUAUUAUUGUAAUCUGACAAUGGAUGCUGUGAUAUGAUGAAUGGCUUCCGUCACAUUGUAACAUAUCCCUUUGUGAUAUUGAUCAUGAUUAAUGCAGAAAGUGUUUGCGUUCGCACUUAAAGCACAAUUUGUGGAACAAUCUUAUGUAAUAUGGACAUGGGUGUGAAAUUUUAAGUCAGACCCGUUUAUAUAGUUUUCAUGUUUGGA